Tyto alba (common barn owl) is the source of this 6582-nucleotide messenger RNA. It is a transcript of the gene FAM168A, whose product is annotated as family with sequence similarity 168 member A. The transcript has 9 exons. Gene Ontology annotation, biological process: positive regulation of base-excision repair. Bases 268 to 975 code for a protein of 235 amino acids. The record is from RefSeq and is a predicted model, not a curated record. NCBI's taxonomy places the organism in Eukaryota, Metazoa, Chordata, Aves, Strigiformes, Tytonidae.
CGCCCGCCCGCCCGCCGCCGCCGCUCCCUCCCCCACCGGCUGCGGGCAGAGCAGGAGCCGCGGAGCAGGCAGCGGGAGGAGGGGGAGUGCGCUGCCGCCGCCGCCGCCGCACCGGGAGAAGGGACGCGCCGUCACCGCCCGAGCAGCCGCAGAGCUGUGGAAUGCUGUGAAGACUCACUCACUGCCCUGCAGCUGUAGGCAGACUCCAUUCCGGAUUAUCUCCAUCCGAAGGAAGCUCGUAUCCAAGAGAGUUCCCGGUCUUCCACCAUGAACCCUGUUUACAGCCCCGUCCAACCUGGGGCUCCCUAUGGAAACCCGAAGAACAUGGCAUAUACAGGUUAUCCGACGGGCUAUCCCACUGCUGCCCCAGCCUACAACCCAAACAUGUAUCCAACCAGCAGCCCCGGCUACGCCCCAGCUACACUUCUGAUGAAGCAAGCCUGGCCACAGACCUCCUCCUCCUGUGCCACGGAGGGCACCUUCCAUCUCCCGGUGGACACCGGGACCGAGAACAGAACUUAUCAGGCUUCUUCUGCAGCAUUCAGGUACACUGCGGGGACUCCCUACAAGGUCCCACCGACCCAGAGUAACAACGCACCUCCUCCCUACUCGCCGUCUCCGAAUCCGUACCAAACCGCUAUGUACCCCAUCAGAAGUGCCUAUCCACAGCAGAACCUGUACACCCAGGGAGCUUAUUAUACCCAGCCAGUGUACGCGGCACAGCCUCACGUUAUCCAUCACACCACCGUGGUUCAGCCCAACAGCAUCCCAUCGGCCAUCUAUCCGGCCCCGGUUGCUGCGCCCAGGACCAACGGUGUGGCCAUGGGGAUGGUCGCUGGGACCACCAUGGCAAUGUCAGCAGGAACCUUGUUGACCACCCCACAACACACCGCCAUCGGAGCACAUCCAGUUUCCGUGCCAACGUACAGGGCUCAAGGAACCCCCACCUACAGCUACGUACCUCCACACUGGUAAACCCACUGGCCAAUUCAUAUCCAGAGUCAAACAUUGUAUGCAACUACACAAGUCUUACAUCGGUGCUGUGGCCACUGUACUGCAGCACCUCGUCUGUUUGCAAGAACAAAAGAAAAAAAAGAAAAAAAAAAAAGUGCAAGGGUCACUUUAUGCAUUCUUUAGUGGUUUUUGUAAAAGCUGCUUUUUCUAAUCUUCUGCCUCUUUUUUUUUUUUUUCCUCUCCCCCUUCCUCCUCCCCGGCCCACAUAAAUUGUGUAACACACAUACUGACACUGAGCAAUAGUAAAGUUCUCUCUUUGGUCCUAUCAUUUGAAAGCUCAGAAUAUUCACUUUUCCAGCAUUACCCAGCUGAGUGGUGCAAAGAUCCCCCACUUCUUGUUUGUUUGGGUUCUUUUUGUUAUUUUUCUGUUGUCGUUGUUGUUGACGAGAGCCUAGAUUUUCUUCGGCUAGUAAGAGUGGUUGAUGUUCAGGGUACUAUGUGAAAAGCACAGCGCUGGUAGGCAGGCUUAUUCCGAUUUGGUUUUGGGUAUUUUUAGUUGAAUAAUAUAAAUUAUUUAAUCUUCCAUAACAUAUUACAAGAAAAUUGGUGUCUUCCAGAUAGCUGUCGUGAUAGAUUAUAAAUGCAUUAUCUGCAGUGAAAUUCUGAACUCAUCCCUUCUUUUGUAGGAGUAAGAGAAUAUAAAUAUAAUUAGCAAUGUAACACACUUGUCUUAGGAAGUAGGAGGACUGGUCACCAUCGGGUCUUUGGUCUGCUUUUUCCAGCUGGGCAAACGGAUCUUGCGUGGUGGGAAGAGAGCAGUGGAGCCAUGUCUUCCCUGGUAGCAUCUUGCACCUCUUGGGAAAACCAGCUGCUCCCCAUCAGCUGCGUCCUGGGGCUGUGUGAGGGAGAAGGCAGCUCCUUCCUUGCAUGGCUCCCGUUUGCCAGCAGACAUGAGCCGGGCAGCUGUUGAAAGAAGCAAGGAGAUGUCUAAGUGUUGGUCUGAAGAGCUUUGUCAGGUUCAAGGAAUGGUCUGAAGAGCUUCUCCCAGUCCAGGAGUUGGUCUGAUGAGGUUCUCCAGGUCCAGUGGUUAAUCUGAAGAGCUUCUCCAGGUCCAGGUGUUGCUCUGAAGAGCUUCUCCAGGGCCAGGGGUUGGUCUGAAAGAGCUUCUGCAGGUCCCAUGGUUGGUCUGAAGAGCUUUUCCAGAUCCAGGGGUUGGUCUGAAGAGCUUCUGCAGGUCCAGUAGUUGGUCUGAAGAGCUUCUUCACAUCCAAGGGUUGGUCUGAAGAGUCUCUCCAGAGUCUGGUGGUGUAGGGAAAGAGGGUGGCUGGUUGAUGGAGAAGAGUCCUCAAGUCGGGGUGAGGGGGAAGACUGGUGGCUUCAACUUGCACCCGUGUUGUUGGCAGGGCUGAGACCAAACUGCGAUGCCUCCGUGGCAAUUGAGGUGCCCCCCACCCCACCCUGGCCUCCAUUCUUUGGGUUACAGCUGGGCUUGGAGACUUCCAGGAGAAAUGUUCAUCCACGUGCAAAUCCCAGCACCGUAGGGAGAAGCCAGAGAAGGGGAUGAUGUCCAGUGCUCUGCUUGGUGAGUGGAGAGAAGUGGGAGGAAGAGGAAGCAAUAGCAAUAAACAUGUCGCCUUCCUCACGGGAAGGUACCUGAGAAAAGACGAGAGCAAGGAAGGUGAUCCACAGUUGACAUGGACUGGGCUGGGAGACAACGGGCACGCAGAGGCUGUGGGCAUCGGGGUAAUUUCUGGGGGUUUUGGCUUAUCCAGGGACGCAAGGAUGUGAAGCCAACUGCGGCUGGUGACAUCCCACCUUGGGGUGUCCAAGUAGAGCAAUAAGUUGUCUUGAGGGCAGCGGAGAGAGAGUUUGUAUUUGCUGACAAUGCUCGUGGCCAGGUUAUUUUUAAAUCCUUAUCACUAAACCCAGCAUAGAAACAAGGGUUUUUUUCUUUUUCUUUUUUUUUUCUUUUUUUUUUCUAAAACAAAACCAACAUUGUUGGGUUUUGAUUUUUCCCUCAAGCGUGCCAAAAGAGUUACAUGCACCCAGCAGCGUGUUUGCAACUCUCACGUCUCUGGGGCUCUGAGGUUGUCACAAUGGACUAAAUCCAGAGCCUUUAAAGAGGUCAGGUUAGGAGAUGUGGAUGGGAAUCCCUCCCAGCACUGCCUGGCAUGCGUUUCCGAUCCACGCAUGGUGUUGAGUCAGUGCCCAGAUGUCUUUGUUGGUUGCUCUGCUUUGGUUCUACCUGGAUCACGUCUCCAGGUGGAGGUGAGGGCAGUGGAAACCAACACUAGAGGGUCACCUUGACUGGGCCAUGGGUCUUGUAGAGGUCAGACUGGAAGGUCUUUCAGAAGAGCAAGGUGACCAGUUGGUGGCACUUGGGUGAGACCUCCUUGCUCUUGGUGGUGUCUCCCAGCUUGGCUUCUGCUGCCGUUCGGAAGAGCUACUGGAGGUCCUUCCCAUAAGCAAGUCCAAAUGAGGAGACACAAGUUUAUGGACCCAAGAAGACUUUUCCUAUUGCUGGUUGGGCCCAGGUGGUUUGUCAGGUCCAGUGGUGGCACCAGCACUUCUGUAUGGGGGUCAUUUGGUUGGUUCUGUUGAUUUUAAAGGAAAUCUAGCAAAGUGCUGGUUGAUCUUUCCAACCUCAGGGGGAACAACUUGGGUGAAGACAGAACACCAGUGCUGUGGGGUGGGGAAGGUGGAUAUCUCCCAUGUAGUAAUUUGGGUUGUGCUUUGAGUUUGUAUAAAAGGAAAAAAAAAAAAAAAAAGAGUAAGCAGAGAGUUGCCCGAUUCAGCUUGAUGAAGCCAAGGGUUAGCACGUAAAGAGCAACAGGACAUUUGGAAAUGGCAAUACUACAUCGUCCUUUCACUAUUUGUAGCAUGCUGGGGAAAAAAAACAAAAACAAAAACAAAAAAACAAUAGAUCACAGGAAUUGAAGACCUCUCAAAUGCCAUUUUUUGCUCUCGUUGUUGACUUCAUGUUCUAUUUAGGAGCUGUCUAUCGGCAUUGAAACACGUAGCAUAGCGGAAGCUCUAGCCAACGUAACGGCACUAUGACAUUGAUCUCACAGCCCGGGCUCUGAGGAGAAGGACUUUUCCCAGCAGAUACCGUCCUACCCCUGGCCUAGGCACCCUUCACCUUUAACUGCUUUAGGAACAACUGCUAAAAUUUUGGCCCAUGGCUAGGAAGGAGGUGCUAGGCUUUCUCCUGAAAGGAAAGAAAACACUAAAGGUGGAGGAUCACCCAGUGUUACCGCUAAUGAGAGCCGACACGGGGCGGUUUAGUUUUAAUUCCUUCGCUUGGAUCAGUAGCAGAUCUGAUGGUCCUCAUCCUGUUAUGCCCAGGCAAAAAUACUCAUGAACUCAACUGAGGUGUGAAGGGGUGAAAUGGUUGCCGGCUGUUGGGCGCGAGGCUUUGGUGAGCACAUUGGGCAAGUGGUGUUGGGUUUGGGCUUGGAGCACUGCAUGGCUCCAGGGCCACCACAGGGCUCCAGGCUUGGGUAGCUCCUUCCUAAGGUGGCUUCCUGGGGCUGUGGUGGUGGGGAGAUGCUCCUGGCCACCAUGUGGGGCUUGUGACCACCCAGCUCAUGCCAGCAGUGACCUGCCACCCUGUCCCCUUGCCCAUGGAGGAAUGUGAUUUUUUUUUGUUUGUUUGUUUUUGGGUAGAUGGAAGGAUGGAAGGAAAACCCACGAUCCCAAGCCCUUUCCUUGGCCAAGUCAUGGCUUAAGCAAAGGUCCUGGGGAGGUCACAGCCCAGUGGGGGAUGCGUUUGGGGAGGGGAGCUGCACUGAUGGGGGCCACCAGCUUCUCAAAUAGUUGACUUCAGCAAAGCUUUGCUGAUGUUGGUUGAGGAAAAGUGUUUCCCACACUGAAGGAUCACACCAGGCAUGAGCAGGAGGGGUUAAAUCAUCCUUAGCAGCCAGCAAAGUGUCUUGGAGAUUAAAAUUCCAGCUAAAGAGGAAGGAAAAUAACUCUCAAACCGCCGUUAUGACAAUUAACCCGUCCCUGCCAUUAUCUCUGCUUUAAAACACGAGCUGUAAUGCAAGAUUUGGGGGUCGGGGGGGGAGAAAAAAGCAUCUUGAUCGUGGUGGUGCCCCCCAUCCCGUGCCUGUGCCCACCACGCCUCCAAGCGGCUGAACCCUCCGGAUUUGCUCCUGUAUUUUCUGAAGAAUAAGAACAACCCAGGCGAGGUUUUGGUUUUUUGGUUUUGUUUGGUUUUUUUUUUGUAGUUUCAAGCUGUAAUUACCAUGAAGUGUUUUUUAAGGGGUUGGGGUUAAUGAGGGAUGUUUCAGAGUAUCUGUUUUUUUCCACCGGUAUCAGAGAGACACUCCCCACCGCCCCCCCCCCCCACUUUGCCAUCCCCUCCUUCCCCUCCUGCAUCCCGCUGGAUGCAGCAGAUUUGGGAUGAGGCUGUUCCCAGCCAGAGGGCGUGAAAUCACAUCUUGCUUUUGUAAGAGGGAGAAAAAACACAUUGGGGGGGUUUAUUUUCUAUAAGAAAACCCAACCAGCUGACAAUAGCAAUAAGAGCUGCUGGAUAUCCAUAAAUCCAGGUUUUUUAGUUUGUUGGUUUUUUUUUUUUUUUAAUUGUCAAUAUUUCAGGCGCCCCCAUCAUGGUCUCCACAACGUGGCGACCCUCUGCUCAUCUUCCCUUUGCUUUGCCACGAGCACCGGGCUGCAGGCUCUGGAUAGUUUCUCUGCAUUCCCAUAGGGAAAAAAAGAAAAAUAAAGCCUGUUUAGGAGCUUGGGAGGAAGGAGAGCUUGGAAAAGGUGUUUUUGUGGUGUGUUGCACCGUGGCACUUAUAGAUUCACCUGUCAUCGGGUAAAAUAACCUGUUACAGUGAUGUUUGCAAAGCAGGAAUAGCAAAAUAUGUGGUUUAGCAGCAGCAAUUCCUGGUUGGAAACGCUCAAGCGUGCUGUUUAUAAGGAAAAAUCCUGCUGCAACGUGGCCACCUGCAGCAUCGCUGCAUUUUCCUGCAAGGGGGGGAGCUGGGUUUUUCCCGGGGCAAAGGGGGUUCGGGAUCAGAGCGCCAUGGGGGGAGCAAUCUGUAGGGUGGGCAGCCCCGGGGAAGCACAGGAAGGAAGGAAAAAUGAGCUAGUGGGGUGCAGGAUGGCACCCAAAUCCAUCCCUCUAGCACAGAGGAAACCCAUGCCAGGCUCCUACCCCUCUUUCUCUGUAACUGAUUUUUUAAAUUCAUUUUGACCGCCAGGCCAGCUUGUUUUUAAAUAUUAUUGGACCUCUUAAGCAAAAAUAAAUAUUACAAAAAAAAUACUAAAAAAAACAAAAAAACACACAAAAAAAAAAAAAAAACAAGAAAAAAAUUUAAAACCAAGAGUAACCAUGUCUUCCAUGUCUAAGUCUCAAAGGUGUGUAGGGAACAUGGCCUUGAACUGAUGCCCUGGAAGCCCCACAGCCUCGGUUUGUCCAUCUGAAGUGUAAAUUUGGGGUUUUUUUUUUCCUGUUUGUUUUCUGUUCUGGUUUUGGUUCUGAAGAUCAGGUCGUGAUCUCCCUGACAGAUUUCAGCCAAGAGUUUGUAACUGUACGAUAUUUACUGUAAGAUGUAGAACAUUCGAUAACUAUUAAAAUGUUUCCAAAAAAAAAAAAAAAAUAAAUAAAAGAGCCCGAGAGGG